This is a messenger RNA of Dioscorea cayenensis subsp. rotundata (Guinea yam), 1346 nucleotides long. Its product is annotated as dehydrogenase/reductase SDR family member on chromosome X-like. The record is from RefSeq and is a predicted model, not a curated record. Bases 56 to 1168 code for a protein of 370 amino acids. The transcript has 9 exons. Lineage: Eukaryota; Viridiplantae; Streptophyta; Magnoliopsida; Dioscoreales; Dioscoreaceae.
UUCUCUCGGCCUUGCUCCCGCUCCAAACCUCGUCCCAAGCUCCCGAGCUCCGGCCAUGGCCGCGCUCAGGAUGCUGCUCUCUAGUGACUUCUGGAGGAUGGCAAUCUUAUGGAUGCUGGCCCUCAUCUCCUCCUACUUCCAUCUCCUUCUCACCGCUCGCUUUCCCUGCAUCCUGCGCUGCCACCACCGGACUCGCUCCUACCCUCGUUGCCGCUUCUCCUCCGCGCCGGACUCCAUCAUCAAGCGCCCUGUUUGUGUCGUCACUGGUGCGUCGUCUGGCUUGGGCGCUGCUGCUGUGCGCGCACUCGCCUCUCAGGGCUAUCAUGUUGUUCUCGUUGGCCGCUGCCUUCAAUUGCUUCAAAAAACCAUUGGAGAAAUCAAACAGCAGGAUGAUGAUGCUUCAUUGAGUGCCUUUGAGGUUGAUUUGUCAUCCUUUAGUUCAAUUAAGAAGUUCGAGAGUGGAAUUAAACAAUGGCUUUCGGAUUCCAAUCUUCACCCUUCUAUUCAGUUGUUGAUCAACAAUGCUGGGAUAUUAGCUACUUCAUGUAGAGUUACAUCUGAUGGAUAUGACCAAAUGAUGCAGACAAACUUCAUUGGCGCAUUUGUUUUGACCAAUCUUCUUUUGCCAUUACUCAAGAUCAGCCCAGUGCCCUCGAAGAUAGUUAAUGUGACAUCAUUUACGCAUAGAUGCAUAUCUAAUACAGAUUUGAAUGAGGGAACUUUAGGUGGGAAGAUCUUUGAUUGCUUGCCAACCUCAGGAAGCUAUCCUUCUGCUCAUACUUAUGAGCUUUCCAAAUUUUGCUUAUUGCUGUUCUCAUAUGAGCUUCAUCGGCAGCUUCAUCUUGUGGAUCCAUCUCCUAAUAUCUCUGUCAUUGCCGCCGAUCCAGGUGUGGUAGAAACCAAAAUUAUGCGGGAGAUUCCUCCAAUCAUAUCUGAAUUGGCCUUUAAGGCUCUGAGAAUCAUGCGACUUCUGCAAUCGCCUGAGACUGGUGUUGAUUCUAUCAUUGAUGCUGCAUUGGCACCGUCUGAUGCAUCAGGCGAGUACUUCUUUGGAGGAAGAGGUAGAACAAUCAGGUCUUCAAAGCUCUCUUACAAUGCUCAACUCGGUAAAAAUCUAUGGACUCGAUCGAUGAUGCUCUUUGAAGAAGUACAGAGUUCAUUCCAUUAGCAAACAAAGACGAAGAAAAUUAUAGUUGAAGUAGAUCGGAAAUGAGGUUAAACAGGGUACACUGUAAGCUAUAUUCAAUUUUUCAGUUUUACAGACAGUUUAUAAAUAUAAUUAUAUCUUUUUUUUAACCUUUAUUAAUGAUAAUUGAAAAGUUCCAAAACAUUUUUUAGUUUGUUUG